Messenger RNA from Phasianus colchicus (ring-necked pheasant), 1716 nucleotides. RefSeq names its product serine hydrolase like 2 (gene SERHL2). The record is from RefSeq and is a predicted model, not a curated record. NCBI's taxonomy places the organism in Eukaryota, Metazoa, Chordata, Aves, Galliformes, Phasianidae. Gene Ontology annotation, cellular component: membrane.
AAGGAAGGAGCGGCCGGGCCGCUGGGAGGUGCUGCCGCGGUGCCCGCCCCGCCGCCUCCGGGCUCCGUCGUGCGGCCUGGCUGCGCCGUGCGAGCGGACGGAGCGAGCUCUAGGCUGUUAACAAGCUCCCUGGGACGUGUUCCGAGCACGUGGCUCUCAGGGGACAUCGCUUGAGAGUGCUUUAUUUUGGGCAUGUUCUCGGAGGUGAAGUUCCCUGUGCCCUGGGGCCAUGUGGCAGCCAAGGCCUGGGGACCCCCAGAGGGACACCCCGUGCUGUGCUUGCAUGGCUGGCUCGACAAUGCCAACACCUUUGACAGGCUUAUUCCACUGCUCCCCAGAGAUUGCCGGUAUGUGGCGAUGGAUUUUUCUGGCCAUGGCUUGUCAUCUCACCGGCCUGCAGGCUCCCCUUACCAUUUCCUAGAUUAUGUGAGCGAUGUCCGCCGCGUGGCAGCAGCAUUGCGGUGGAGACGGUUCACCCUGAUGGGUCACAGUAUGGGUGGGUCUGUGGCAGGAAUGUUUGCUUUCAUUUAUCCUGAGAUGGUGGACAAGCUGAUCUUGCUGGAAAAUCUUGGCUUUCUACUAGCUCCAGAGGACACUGAGGCAUGGCUGAAAUCGAAGCGUCUGGCUAUCGAUAGAUUACUGAGUCUAGAAGCAAAGCAGCAAGCUCCCAAAGCACGUAGCCCCGAAGCAGCAUUGCAGAGGCUCUUAGAAGCAAACAGACAUCUGACAGCAGAGGGUGGGGCAAUCCUGCUGCAGCGAGGAGCAACUGAGACACCCACUGGACUGGUGUAUAACAGAGACAUGAGAGUCCGUACGAAUCGAGAGUACCUCACUGUGGAACAGUGUGUGAAGCUCCUGCAGAAGAUCAAGGACCGCGUUCUCAUCAUACUAGCACAAGAUGGACUCUUGGUACCACACAAGCUAGAGAGCAGAAAUCAGUUUGUGAAAUCCUUACGGGAGGCGUUUGAGCAUACCCUCAAAGAGGACGUCCAGCUAGUAGAGGUGCCUGGGAGUCAUUUUGUGCACCUGAACGAACCUGAGGUGGUGUCUGGGAUCAUCAGCAACUUCCUGACAGCGCAGAACACCAGAGCCAGACUCUAAGCAGUCACUGCAACAGCAAUCCAGGACAAGAAGUAGCUAAAAAUCUGGCUCUGGAGGAAUUGUCACCAUUCCUACCUCACAUCCAAUGUCAGUUUCAUGAUACUUAUUCCUAAGCUGAGUUCUCUGAAGCGGUGAAUGGAGAUCUGCAAAGUUAGACACACAGUGGCGUUCCCCUUUCUUCUUCCUAACUUCUGCAUCCUAAAAUGGAGCAGGAAUACAGGCAGAGGUUCCUCAGGGAGCAGCAGCACCACUAGCUGUAGCAGUGCAAGAAAUAGGUAGCUCAUUCUUUCCUCCUCUCUCAGCACGAAGUGACAAGUCUCCUCCCAGGGCUAAGCCAGUUGAAAAAACAGGAAAGAGUUCUGCUUCUCUGCUUAUUUCCAUGAUUGCCUGAGCUCAGACAGCCUCAACCUCUCUGUUCUACUAUGAGGGCUGCUGCUUUUUUUAAUAAUCAGCUUAAAUGAGAGCUCACCUGGGUACAGUAGGCCAUUUCAAUGAACUGCUGGGAAAUGAGUCAUUAAUCCUCUAGCUGAAGCAGCUGGAAGAACUAUUAGUAAUGGAAAAGUUGGCAGAGGUGAUUUCUGUCCUUCAAAAUAAAGAUUGAUCUUCCACUGUUAA